GAGUGAGUUACGAACAUCUGUUCUACCUGGGUUGAGUUGGUUUUGCACGCUCUUCCAUAGUUAUACGUUCUGCCUUCUACGUCCUAGAUUGUAUUUCGGGAGGAAAGUUCGCUCCGCAUAAAUUCUCACUAGUGGAUACCGCACGAUAUGUGAUAAAAAACUGAAUUUUCACCGUAUUCAUACGGUUUCGGUUAUAAUUCCGUAUUAUAACAAUUGUUUUGAGUAAUGACAUCUUCAAUUCACUUUUCAUUGGUCAAAGCCAACUAACAAAAGUAUUUUACUUAACAACAUGGUGCUGAAAAGAAGUGACUCUAAGAUGGCUAGUGAUAUGCAUAGCCUUCUGGAACAUCCUAAGCGCACUAAAGUACAUGCCCAACGAAAAUUUGCUCAAGGUUCAGGUAUGAAUAGCCCGAUGAUGACUCCAGUCAAAGAAAAAGAGAAAACAAAGUCAAAUAGUGCAGCCUCACCACCUGAUCUAUUGCCAGCAAAACGUCCUAAAACAGAAGAUUUCUUGACAUUCCUUUGCUUUAGAGGUACAAAAGCUCUUCCACCAAGGCUUGAUUUUUUUAAUACAGCUACAAAAUCUGAAAAGACUGACAAAGAAAUCUCAACACCUGGGUUAUCAAAACGUUCUCCUAAUAGUCAGGAAAAUAAACCAAAGAUUAAUAAAAAUAAAGUUAAUAAGUGCAAUGCAGAAAGAGUUAUAAUCAAUAAAACACAAGAGAAACGUUUGACUCAACAUUCAAGGAUAAGAAAUCUUAAACAAAAGAGUAAUACUAUGCUGCGAUCUCAUGCCUUAUUAGAAGGAAGACAAAAGAAAAUUGCUAACCGAGGUUCAAAAAUGCAACUUCCGAGACUUAAAAGAGGACAUCAAUCCCUUUUGAUGAGAAUGGGAGCAACCAGAAUGAGAAGUGGAUUAAGAAGUGAUGGGGAACUACCACCAGGUAGCGAGUUGGGUAUAAAAUCUGAUAGGAAGCCGAGGCAGGACAUCAGGCCUAAUUUGAAGGCAGCCAAAGGAAAACUUAGGAAAGUAAAAGCAAAAUUAGAAAUAGUAAAGAAAAAUAAAAAAUGUGAAGAUGAACAAGAAACGAUGGUGGAUUCUGAAUGUGCUCAUGAAGAAAAUGAAUCAGAGCAAGAAAAUAAUCAAGUUAUUCGGAAAAAAUCACGUCGAAAAUCUACAAGGACUAAACAAACAGUUCCUAAGAGUUCUAUAAAAAAUGUAAAAAUUAGACCUACUCGAAAGACUAAGGAAGCAGCAACUUUAUAUAUGGAAAUGCUAAAUAAAGAUAUGCGUGUUAAUGAAGAUGAGGAUUUUGAAGAAUAUGGUAGUGAUAGUACAAUAGAAGGAAAACCUGAAGCUAGCCACACAAAAUCAACUUUGAAAUUAAAUGAACCAACAGGCAAAGGGAAGUGUCAACCUUUGAAAAAAUUCCAACUGAAUAGAGUCCAUCAUCCACACAAAUCAAUUCUUAAAAGACUUGGCGCUACAAAAAUAAGAAGCGGAUUGAGAAGUGCUGGACAUUUGGGAUUGGCAGUAAAUGAUGUUGGUAUAAAAUCAAAAGUGAAAAAAAUGGCAGUCAAAGGCAGAAAAGAUUUGAACAAAUCAAAUUUGGACAUUUCUUUAAAUGAUAGCAAUAAUUUGAAAGAGAGUACCUCUGGUUGUAAACAAGAAAAAAAAUCUACAAAGCAAACAUCGAAAGCUAAAAAUGAUUUGAAAAAGCAUGUUCAGAAUUCUGAGAAUGAGGAAGAAACCACCACCACGUCUUCCAGUAUUGUGAAAAUGGAUAGAAAAUUAAGGCAUUCAGGAACUGAAAAGCUGGAAUCUGUAAAGGCUGAGAAUGAAUCAAUUAUUCCAGUUAAUUCCAAAUGUAAAAGUGAAUUGAGAGCAAAAAUAGCAAAAGAAUCUGACGACGUGUCAAAGCAAAAUAUCAGAAAGCUUAAAAAGACAGAAGGGGUUCAAAAAACUAAACAAGAAUUUAAAACUAUUAAAAAAGGAAAACAAUUAACAAAAAUUAAAGCAAAAACCAAGCAAGCUAUCAAAAGUGUCAAGCAGCAAGAUUUUUCUUCAGAUGGUGAAACAGAUGAAGUAACUUCUGUCAAUGAAAGCAAGAAAAGAAAAGUGUCUAAUGCAAAUUUAAAGUUGAAACAAGAAGGUAAAAAGGAACCAAAAUUGGAAGAAAGUGAAUCAGAAAAAGAAAGUGAAACAAAAUUAGAAAGAAAAAAGAAAAAUACUCCAAAACAAAAAGCAAAAAGUGGAAAUAAACAAGCACAAAAUGCUUCCAUGUGUGAUGAUGAUUCUGAGGAUGACAAUAAGGAACCUAAAAUGCCAUUUAGGAUGUCUACUAGGACUCGUCAACCUACAGGAGCAAAACCACCAAAAUCUUUAGAUGUUCAAAAAAGGCCUAGCAGAAAAACAAAGGAAGCUGCUACUUUGUAUAUGGAAAUGUUGACUAAAGAUUUGAGAAGUCCUGAUGACGAGGAUUUUGAAGAUUUUGAAUUUGAAGAGACUUUUUUAAAAGCCGAAGAAAAAAAAUUGGAAGUAAAGAAAGAUAAUAAUCAUAAAGGAGGCAGCAACAUCACCAUUGAGGAUAAACAAACCCAGAAAACUUUGAAAGGAAAUUCAGUGAAGAGUAAUCUAUCCCAGUCUAAAUCAUCAGAUAAUUUAUUAACACAAGGGAAAUUAAAUGAAAGAACACUUCGAACCUCAAGAGCUAAGAAAAGCAUGGCUGAACUUAGUGAUGAAAAUUCCAGUAAUGAUGAAAAGCUUGAGGAACAGAUUGAUGACAGAAAGUUUAGGAGAGGAAAUGUUAAGAAAUAUGAUCAAGAGCAACAGUCAGUCUCAACAGUAGAACCAAAGAAAAAAGUACUACUUAAAAGAGCUGACAAUUCAAUGGAAAGGGAUUCUACCGAAAUGGAAAUGGGAGAAACUAAUGAUACUGAAAAAAUUGGAAGGACAAAGAAAAGAUCAAUUAAAAACAUUCAUUGUAAUGAAGAUAAAAGUUCAAAUUCAUUGAAAAAAGGAAUUGCUAAAUCUGAUAAAGCAGUUAAUAAGGCUGAAGGAGAGAAAAGUUCAAUUAAAGGAAAGGAGGAGAAAAAAGAACUUAACCAACUAAAUUCUGAGCCCACAUCAUUAAAUGGUAAUCCUACAAUCGAUAUUUCUCAUGCUUCAAAAAUAAAAAAUAAAUCUAAAGUUGUUCAACAAAAGAAGCCUUUGGAUAUUGAAAGUGUUGAGAAAAAUGAAGACGGCAAAAUAACAGAAACCACAAAUUUAGUGUUGGAGCCACUCAAAGUAGAAAGUGAAGAAAUUAAUAAUGGUGUAUCUCAAAAUUUAUUAAAUAGUUCACCAAUUUGUAAGAAACCUACCCCCAAAAUGAGACACAUUCAAACAAAAAAGUCUUCUGAUAAACUUGAAGAAGUAAACAAAAGAUCGAGUAGUGUUAGAGAUGUAUUUAAAGGACUUCAAAAAGAUCAGAAGAAUCAGCAAGGGGUUAAACAAAAAAUGCAAGAUCAAGACUCUGUCUCUAAACUACCCACAGCCAAAAAUUUAAAAACAACUAAAUUUGUAGAUAAAUAUAUAUUAGAGAAAUCAUCUCCAGAAGAAACUGAAAAACAAAUUAAAACUAAAAAAAUAAACAAAACAAAAGAACAGAAGAUAGCAUUGGUAGACAAAAAAAGUAAAAUAGGCUCUAAAGAUUUGGAAUUACAAGAUGCUGCAAUCGCCAAUGUUGGGUUUGAUAAUAAUGCAGAAUUAAAAUUUGAACGUCAAAAACAAGACAAAGAACAGAGAGUAGAUCCUGAGGCACAGAUAUUAGAGUCAGUUGAACCAAACAAAUGCCAAAAGGCUAAUGAUCAAAAACAAGUACUUGGAGAACCAAAUAAAACUAAUAAAAAAAGUAAGCCUACUAUUAAAAAAAAUGUGAUAAAAUUACCAGAAUUAGAAGAACAUGAAAUGGCUGAAGAAUUUACAGAAACGGAUUCAGAUGAGGAACGCAGAAGAAGGCCUAAACGGCCGAAACUUACUGCAAGAGAUCCAGAUGACAAACCUUAUUUUGAAAGUGAAUUUGAAGGAAACAGGAGGCUCCCGUUUAAGAGAAGCAAUGUUAAUUUAAAUUUUUCACCCUUAACAAAUCAACUAGAUAAUAAUUUCAUUAAUGAGACAGCAAGGAAAAGAAAUAAUUCAUGUAGCACACUUACGAUUAAGCAUGAACCAAUGAAUGCCAAAGGGGAUAAAUUAGCAAUUGAUGAACCAGGAACAUCAACUCACUGUAAUAUCAUUCCAACAAAUCCUGAUGACAGUGAUGUAAUUGAAGCUUUGAUAUCUUUAAGAAACGAACAUAUUUUUAAAAAAUCUAGUGAACCUCAAAGUGAACACCUUUUAAAUGUGAGCCCUAAUAUUGAAAUUAGACAAAAUGAUGGAAUUUUAACUGACCUUAAAGAGUCACACAGUAAAAAGGACUUUUCUGAUAUUUUUGAAAUUAAAGAAAAAUGCUCCUUCGAGGAGAGAAAAUCUAGUAGUGAUUCUAUUACAAGUCAGUCAAGUAGUUUUGCAGAUUGUAAUGUUGGUCUAGAACCAUUUGGUGAGAAUGAUCUCAAAAAAGACAUGAAGACAAAUCAAAUUUGUCUACAGUCCAAUUUAGUUGAAACAGGAGAUAAAGAAGAUACAGCAGCAUGUGAAGAUACUAAAACGAAUGUAGGAAAAGGAAGAAGUUCAAGAAGGAAUUCUUUGUCUAAUAAAAUAGGGAAACAUAGAAAAAGCAGGUCAGAAUCUACAUAUGGCAUUGAUUUGUCAAGUUCUAAAACUGAACAAAUAGUUGAUCAUUCAUUUUCAUCACAAACCACACAAGAGAACAAGCUUAAAAUUGCAAAUGUUAAAGCAAUUGUCAACGAAAUUUCACAUGGGGAAAUGAGAGGGAGUCAAGUAUUUUUAAAGGAAAUUGACCUUAACAAAACCAAACCCUUAACCGUGGAAAUAUUUAAUGACAUGUCUGAUUUAAAUAGUGAUUCUGAAACCACAAAUUUGCUAUCUUCAAAUUCUAAAAAUAAAGACCUUUUUGAAGAUAUUAAAACUGAGAGUGACGAUUCGAAGCAGUCAACGUCAGUUGAUUCAAAAAUUGAAGGGCAAAGUUUUGUGACAAAAUUAAGUGAAAACGAAACAAAAUCAUUUCAUUUUAAGAAAGAAGCAAAAGAUGUGCAGUUUCCAAAAUCUGAACUUACAAAAUCCAAACAGUCGAUGAAUGAAACUUGGAGACAAGCUUUCAAAAAUGCUAAAAUUCCUAAAACUGGACAGAGGUCACCAGCUCCCCACAGUGUUGAACCUUUUGUGAGAAAAUCAUCUUAUUUCUUUAAAAAUGAAGAUGUAAAAAAAACCCAAUUAAAUAUUGCAAAACUACCGAAUAUUCAAUCUUUCAAGAACUUCAGCAAGUUUGGUAAUGCUUCUCCAAGCCGCCCAUUUCCUGUUGAUGUAUUUGAGGGUAAAAGUAACGUCUAUCUUUCACCAAAUAAAGUCUUGAACCCUCGAGAAGAUUUUCGUAAAGAUAGCCCAUCAAAAAGUUCUGUCUCCAGCAGUGAAGAAUUAAAAGAUAUGAAAAAAAAUGAUAAGACACCUGUCAAAUCAUUGACUCAGCUUCAGUAUGAGAAACGUAGCUCAGAACUUAUCAGCAGUUUAAAAGAUACACCUCCACCUUUAAUAAUGGAUGCCAACACAAUUUAUCUACCCAAUCUUCAAACUGACUUUAAAGAAAAGAAACAGGAACCUAUUGCAAACCAAGAUUUACAAAAACCCAAAACUGAAGGAAAACACCUGAAUCUCCCUCUUGCUGUGGAACACACUUUAAGAAAAAUGUCACCGACUACAGUUAGUAAAAAACCCGUUCCUAAUAAAACCUUUAGUGUUGACAGAAAACCAUUAUUAUCAUCUUCUCAAGUAACAAAACUUCCUGUACAGGAACAAAAUGAAAGCAUGCAUAAUAUUAAGCCUGUUUCCAUACCUGAAACAUCUGGUCGAGCUAGUACAAAUAUUGAUGUCCUACAUAAAAAAAAAGUUAACAUGUCUACAGAAGAAAUAAAUCGGUGGAUGGAUUUUAAAAGUAAAAGUAAUUAUCAUACUAUGGGCUGUGGAAUCUUUGAAAACAAUCACUGUGAGUGUAGUUUCAGAACAAGUAGUGCUAGCAUGUUAAAUAGUGGUGGUGUGAGUGAUUUGAUUGUCAAAGAAGAAUCCAAAGUUGAUCAUGGAGUAGUCGAACCACCGAUACAACUAAAAGAAUUGGAUUCUACAUCAAAAAUGUUUGAAGCUCAAACAAUUUCCUCUUGUAAAGUGGAUGAGUAUAGAGAGAAAAUUCUUCUAAAGAAAACAAGUUCUGAAGAGAUAUCACCAUUGAAAACCGUAAAACCAAACAACUCACCAGAAGAGAAAUUAUUUAAAAGUGAUAGGUCAAUGACAGAAGAGGAAAUGUGUGAAUUUGAUUUCACAUUUGAAAAAACUUCGAAUUCUCCAAGAGAAUCAGGUUCUGAUAUGUCAUCACCAACCCUUAAAGAUGAUAUUUCUUUGACAUUGGAAGAUAAAUCCGAAGGGAUUCAAGUGGAACGAAAAUCUAUCUUUCAGCAGAGGCGUUCUGGUUCUACUCCAAAGCAACUAUCAGUUUCAAAAAGUCCAAGUGCUUUCUCUGCUGAUAAUGAGCGAAGUGUAUAUGCUUUUGAACCAGAUUUACCCCCACCAACUCUCAAUAAACCUUUUAGAAGAAGAGGAAGCAGAGUUAAAAGUAGUGAUGAUGAAUCUCCUUCAAGUUCUUCCAUUGCAGUACAAGUUAAGUUAGAAAACGAGGCUGUUCUUGAAUCCUCUACACAAACAGAAGAAGUGCUUAAACUUCAGAAUGAUGACCCGGAACAAAGUAGAAUUAUGUUACCAGAAUUGCUUACCAAAACAUCAAAUAUGAUUACUCAAACAUCAAGUUCCAGGUCUCCACAUUUGUCAGGACAGACUCAAAAACCGGAACAAAAGGUGCGACCUUUGCCAUCUACAUCUACUUCUAUUGCCACUAAACCUUUGGUAGGGAAAGUUCAACCAACUAUAAGGGACCCAGAAGCCAUCAGAGUUCAAUGCAGUGACCCUGGUGCAAACGUCAAACGAGAAAAGGCUAACCAAGGAAUUCAAUUAAGCUCAAACAUAGAAAAAUGUACUGAGGAAACCACAGUAAAAGAAGAAAUCCAGAAGGAUGAUAACAUUCUACCGACAAGAUCCAAAAGCAACAAAAGCCGUGUUUCAAGUGUCAGUGCAUCUGAAUUUCCAAUACCAGGAACUUCACCAUGCAUGUUAAAUGCUCCAAUUUUUAGACCGACGGAAAAAGAAUUUCAAGACCCUCUCGAGUACAUAGAACGGAUUACACCAUUAGCACAGUCUUUUGGUAUAUGUAAAAUAAUCCCACCAUCAAAUUUCAAGCCCGAGUGCAAAAUCAGUGAUGAUAUGCGAUUCACAGCUUAUAAUCAAUAUGUGCACAAAAUGCUAAAUCGCUGGGGGCCAAAUGUUAAAGAGAUGUCUGCUAUUAAAAAAUAUUUAGCUACACAAAGCAUUACAUUAAACCAGCUCCCAUGGAUUGGAGGGAUGGAAGUUGAUCUUCCAAGAUUAUAUCAAACAGUACAGAAUUGCGGAGGUCUUAAAGAAGUAAUAGAAAAGAAAAGAUGGGCAAAAGUUGCUGACGCUAUGAAAAUACCAAAAUCAGCUCAAGAUCGUGUUACCAAGUUAGAUGACAUAUAUUGCAAAUAUCUUUUACCGUAUGACACACUCUCUCAUGCUGAGAGAAAUAAACUGUUGAAUGAGGUUGAAAUUGAAUGGGAAGCAAGAGAGCGUAGAAUUCUAGAAGAGAAAGAAGAUGAAAAAGAGGGAAGAGAACCUGAUGAGUCUGACAGCGAAGAAAGUGAUUCUGAUGACAGAGAUGAAUGUAUUACAAAGGGCAGGAGCAUGGCAUUGAACGGAUUUUUUCGUAUAGCUCGAAACACUAUGGCAAUGUGGUUCAAAGAAUCGAAUCCUGGAGCAAAAGAAGUCGAAUUUGAAUUCUGGAAACAUGUCUCUGCUGGAGUAUCACAUUUGUGUGUUCAUUCCGGUUCCAUUGAUUCAGGGACUUGGGGCUGUGGAUUUCCUACAGCAAAAACGAGUUCAACAUCGCGUCAUCCAUGGAAUCUCAAAGUUCUUACAAACAACAGUGGUUCCAUUCUUAGAUCAUUAGGCCCUGCUAUAGGUGUGACAGUACCAACUCUGCAUGUUGGGAUGAUUUUCACUGCUUGCUGUUGGUACAGAGAUCCACAUUCUCUUCCUUGGAUAGAAUAUUUACAUACCGGUGCAAGCAAAAUUUGGUAUGGUGUACCUGAUUCGUGGUGUGAAGAGUUGAGAAGUGCUAUGAGAAACCUUCUGCCACGAUUCUGUCGGGAUAAAAAAAUCUGGUUGGCAUCAGACACAGCGAUGGUUCCCCCUGAACUUCUUAUUGAACAAGGUGUAUCCCUCUGUAGAACAGUGCAGGAACCUGGGCAGUUUAUACUUGUUUUUCCAAAAGCUUUUACUUCCACAAUUUGUACAGGGUAUUUGGUCUCAGAAAGUGUAUAUUUUGCACAACCUUCUUGGCUUAAUACCGCCCGAUUAGUUUUUAAGGAUAUCCAAGAAAGUUGUGAACCUCCUAUUUUUUCUUUGGAAAAACUUUUAUUCAAUAUAGCUUCAGAUAUUAAGUCGUCAGUUGACGUGUUAAAUCAAGUUUUACCGAUGAUAAAUGAUUUAAAAGAAACUGAAAUAGUAAAACGGAAAGAGUUAGAGUCACUCGGAUUGUCUGAAAAAGAGAAAUUACCUAUUAUGAAAGGCCGCAAAAAGAGCCAAGAAGAUGCACAGGAAUAUGAGUGUGAGAUUUGCCGUGCAAUCCUUUUCUUGUCCCUUGUAAGUAAUUCUCAAGAUGACUGUAAUUACUGUUUGGCUCAUGCGAUAGAAAUAUUGCAGAAGGACAAAAGCUCUCUUAAACAUUGUAAACUUAUGUAUACUUACGAUGAGGAUCAAAUGGAAGAUUUUAUCGAGAAACUAAAAGUUAGGAUAGAACAGAAGUACCAAAAGAAGCAAGGAAAAACUAGCAGCUGUAAUAAAACAAACCCAUCUUAAGUUUUAAAUGUACAUUGCUGACUGCCAGUUCAAAAUUAUUGCUUAGCAAAUAAUUUCCUUAGAAAAAGGAUCUUCCAUGAAUUUGAAACAUUUGUAAAUAAAUCAAUACGUAGGUAAUUAUUUCAUGAUUAAAAUGAAUUAUUACUUUAUUAAAGUAUAAAUAUAAUUGUUUAUUUUAAUAUACACAAUAAAUAUAUAUUUUAACCACUAAAAGGAUGUACAUUUUGAAACUGUAAAUACAUAAUUAGAAUAAAAAAUAUUUUUGACCCUUAUUUUGUAUUACUUUCAUAUGCAAAUAUUGAAUGGAUACCAUGUAAAGAUUAAAUGCUUCAAGUGGUGCUUUAACAUUUCAUUUUGCAGAAUUUCUUCAAACUUAAGUUCAAUCUUUAAGUUCUUUUCUUCAAGUAUACCAAUAUUAUUUUUUUGAACUUGUUAAU
Cimex lectularius (bed bug) is the source of this 9567-nucleotide messenger RNA. RefSeq lists its product as uncharacterized. Gene Ontology annotation, cellular component: nucleus. Gene Ontology annotation, molecular function: DNA binding; histone demethylase activity. Lineage: Eukaryota; Metazoa; Arthropoda; Insecta; Hemiptera; Cimicidae. The record is from RefSeq and is a predicted model, not a curated record. Gene Ontology annotation, biological process: chromatin remodeling. The transcript is spliced from 30 exons. The coding region runs from base 290 to 9130 and encodes 2946 amino acids.